AUGAAUUUACCAAAUUUAACAGGUUUAUUCUUUUGGUUAUUAUUAUUUCUAUCAUCAUUUCUUGGCUCUAUAUUUCUUCUCUUUCCAUUUAUUCCACUCAUAUAUUUUGCUCCUUCUUUAUGGCGUAUAUUUGCUGAUUGUUUUAUUGGAUAUUGGUUAAUUUUACCUUCGUCAUUGUGUGAUUAUAUUUUGGGAGUAAAAUUUCAUAUCACUGGCGAUAUGAUCAGUUGUUCUGAACCAGCAUUGAUUAUCAUGAAUCAUAGAACAAGACUUGAUUGGUUGUUCUUUUGGAAUGCACUUUACAAAAUGAAUCCAUGGUUACUUACAACUGAGAAAAUAUCAUUGAAAAAACCAUUGAAAUCUAUUCCUGGUGCAGGAUGGGCAAUGCAAUGCGCUGCUUAUUUGUUCCUGGAACGUAAUUACAAAAAUGAUGCGCAUACUAUUAGUGAUAUGAUCACGUAUUACAAAGAUUUGGGACGUCAUUAUCAGAUUUUACUUUUUCCGGAAGGAACAGAUCGUGGUGAACGAGCUGCAAAGAAUAGUGACCAAUUUGCAAUGCAACACGGUUUACCAUUAUAUCACUUUGUUUUGCAUCCUCGUACGACGGGUUUUUCAUAUAUGAUACAAGUAAUGCGUCAAAAAAGUUAUCUAAAGAAUGUUUACGAUAUAACAGUUGGCUAUCCGGAUGAGAUUAUCAGUUCAGAAUUAGAAAUACUUCGAAACGGUCGCUUUCCGCAUGCUGUACAUUUUGAUGUGAAAAGAUAUAAUGAAAAUGAUUUACCUCAAGAUAACACUGGUUUGAUUAAUUGGCUUAAUAAUAUUUGGAGAGAAAAGGAGGAUCGACUCAAAAAUUUUUACAAAGCUGAUGUCGCCAACAGAAAAUUCUUACCAUCUAGUAGUACGAAGAAUAAUUGGCCGAUUCAUUCGACAGGCAUUGGUUAUUAUUGUGCUCUUUCAUUUUGGAUAGCGAUGUCUAUAAUAUGGAUUUAUUUUAUUGUUUAUUUUUUAUUUGUCAAGAUUUAUGUAUUCUUUGCCUGUGUUUUUUAUGUUUAUUGUCAUUGGAAAUAUGCUGGUGUACAAAAUUUAGCUAUACAACUAUUCAAACAACAACAGCAACAACAACAACGUCAACAAUAA
This is a messenger RNA of Brugia pahangi, 1137 nucleotides long. Lineage: Eukaryota; Metazoa; Nematoda; Chromadorea; Rhabditida; Onchocercidae. The record is from the annotation of a GenBank genome assembly.